AUGCAUCGAUACUGUUGUCAUAUACCACCAUUCACGCAACCGGCCGCUGAAUCGCUGAAGCCUGGGCUAGCGUGGCUCACGAGAAGUGGUACGGGGAAGAUUCAGAACCUGGGAAAGAGCGAACACGACCCCGAGGAGGACGUGCGGGCUUGUGUGGGCCUCAUGGAGAAGACCGAGAAUGGGCCAGGCUUUGGCGAAUUCAAGAUCGACACGGAGUCGAUCUUCGAGCGCAUCGCUCGGUCGAGAGGGGAAAAGCGACGACCACCAUCUGCUGCAAAAACGGAUUCUGAGGUGCUCGAGGGUUUGAUUGGGGCAAGACCCUCACAUCACUUUGCGUUUGGUCGGUUCACUGGCCUCGCCAACGCUCUUGGAUCAAACAGCGACUCCACGCCUCCAACGUUUCCUCCUGAAUCUCCCUCCGCUCAUAUCGAUGAGGUACUCGCCACACUCGACAACCACCUCAGCACGGUGCAUCCGCGCCGCAUGGUUGAGCUGAAUGCGCGCAACGCGGCCUUCGAGAGCGCUCUCGAGCAGGGAAAGAUACCCGAGUACCUUGACAAGGAGAUGUGGGGGAUGAGCGAGGACGCGAGGGCUCUGCAGGAGGAGACUGAGAAGUCGAUGCAGGGUCACUCGACAUCAGACGCGCCGCCGUCGUCUUUGACAUCGCUCUCGUUGUUGAAAGAACAGACGAGGCUGCUUGAACAGGCCAUCGCCCAGGCUGCCCUUGCGGCGCAGGCGCAGGCAGAGAAAGAGGCGGCGUUGGAGAAGAAGGACGAGGGAUCUGACUUCGAGGAGGAAGAGGAGGAGGAAGAGGCGUGCUGA
Molecule: messenger RNA, 822 nt
Organism: Laetiporus sulphureus 93-53
Lineage: Eukaryota; Fungi; Basidiomycota; Agaricomycetes; Polyporales; Laetiporaceae
Exons: 6
Coding region: 1-822 (273 amino acids)
Source: RefSeq, a predicted model, not a curated record